Bacidia gigantensis is the source of this 441-nucleotide messenger RNA. RefSeq lists its product as uncharacterized. The coding region runs from base 1 to 441 and encodes 146 amino acids. The transcript has 2 exons. Lineage: Eukaryota; Fungi; Ascomycota; Lecanoromycetes; Lecanorales; Ramalinaceae. The record is from RefSeq and is a predicted model, not a curated record.
AUGGAAGGUGCCAUUGAGCCCAACAGGCUGGUGGAGAUGGAGGGGAAACUUGACGCAGCAUCAUUUGUCGCAGAGGAUGUAAAGAGAGAGGUUUUUUCAGAACCUGAUGUUGCGAAGGAUGAUGGCUCGUCUGCCAGCGAGAGAGAUAUGGUUGAUCUUGAUGAUGGGACGGAAGAAUUAGGGACGGAGUCCUCCGACUUUCUUGUAUCAACUAGAAUUGAAGAUGUAUCGCCUGUCGAUGGCGAGGGCGAUUCGGGCAAUGAUGAUGGCUGGGAUGAGGAUUUUGACGGUGAAGUUGAUGACAAAAUGUCGAGUUCGCGAGAGGAAAAUGAAUUCGAAGGGCCAACGCUACUUUGUACGGGCAAUCGACCCGAACUUGAGGUGGUCGUUGAAAGGUGCAGCGUUGGCUCUGGCCCAGUACUAGGCAAGGUACGGAUUUGA